Esox lucius (northern pike) is the source of this 5102-nucleotide messenger RNA. Its product is annotated as dystroglycan. Gene Ontology annotation, cellular component: basement membrane; dystrophin-associated glycoprotein complex; dystroglycan complex. The coding region runs from base 483 to 3161 and encodes 892 amino acids. Gene Ontology annotation, molecular function: laminin binding; calcium ion binding. Lineage: Eukaryota; Metazoa; Chordata; Actinopteri; Esociformes; Esocidae. The transcript has 3 exons. The record is from RefSeq and is a predicted model, not a curated record. Gene Ontology annotation, biological process: axon guidance; nerve development; morphogenesis of an epithelium.
UGAAGAUCCGAAAAGGAUGGGAAAGCAGCAGUGGGGGACGUGCAGUGGAAACCUUUUUCUACAGACUUAGCUACGACGUUGAACGUACGUGUAAAAAUACCUUGACUACUGAGCUGGAUGGCGGAGACUUUUCGUGUUUGCGAUACCAAUUUAUUUUUAUUUGUUGUACUACCCAGUAUAUGUUUGCUUUUGAGUUUUUUGCAGUUUUCUUUUCACACCGGUUAGAAAGUGAAACGGAGACGGAUUCUUAAAAAUUAUUAACAAGUGGCUGACUAAUAUGGCUGACUAACUACCACAGGCUCUCUUCAUGGAUAACAAAGGAAGACGACAAAGGAAACACAAAAUAAAACCUAAUUAAUAAUCAACCAAGAAAUAAACCAUCCAGAGCAACGAUCCACCAUCGUUCCAUCGCUUUUGACUUCCAGUGCAUGUGGCUCUGAAGUAGUCCUUAAAGAGGAGGCUGGGAACACAGGCCUACCACUAUGCACUGUAAACAGAGAGUAUGGGGCUGUGGAGGUGUGGGGAGAGCUAUGCCCCGUCCAGGCAGGACUAUCCCUCUGGUGCUGGGACUCUUAGUGGCCCUGGUCCAGGGCAGCGGGGUUGGAGGACCGGUUGCGGAAGGCCUUGGGGAUGUGGUGUCGGGUGACCUGGAAGCAUCCAUGCACUCCUCGAUCCUCUCAGAACUCCAGGAUGCUGUCUCUGUCUCCACAGAGGGACCUCUCACAGGCCUCCCAGAAUCCCUAGCUGGUGUCACAGAAGUGGCCCCUGCAAGCAUCCCAGAUUCUUCAGCGGUGGUGGGCCAAGGGUUCCAAUUGAGGAUUCCACCUAGGAUGACAAAUGGCAGUUGUAAAGUUAAGUUAACUGAGGUGGGAAAGGACAACUUACCCUCCUGGCUGCACUGGGACCCUGAGUGUUGCAUCCUGCAAGGCCUGGCUCUGGAGCAGGACAAAGGGAUCCACCAUAUCUCCCUCUCUCUCCCCGGCACUGAGAUAAACAGUGGCCAUGGUCCGGAGGUCUUCUCUAUUGAAGUGCUCCCAGAAGAGCGAGCUGACACUGAGCCAGCCCUGUUGGCGCUCCAGGCUGAGACCAACAACUUCCAGCCCUUCACUUGCAGCAGUGACGAUCCUGUCACAGUCCUCACAAUCAUCCUGGAUGCUGACCUCACCAAGAUGGAUGCCCAGCAGAGGGUAGGUCUGCUGGCCAGCAUGAAAAUGUUUUCCAGUGUCCCCCUGGAACACAUGAGGGUGGUUCCCGUCGUCAACAACCGUCUUUUCGACAUGUCUGCUUUCAUGGCCGGUCCUGGAAAUGCCAAGAAGGUUGUAGAGAAUGGGGCCCUAUUGUCAUGGAAGCUGGGCUGCGCCCUCGACCAGUCCAACAUUCCUAACAUCAACAGCGUCCAGUCACCUGCCAAGGACGGGUCCAUGUCAUCCAAGCUUGGCUACCCUGUGGUGGGCUGGCACAUUGUCAACAAGAAGCCCCAUGUGCUGAAACGGGUCAGGAGGCAGCUGGGAAACACCCCCACCCCUGUGCCCUCCCUACUCCCACCAACCACUUACCCAGAACCCCCUACUCGCAUUGUUCCAACCCCUACUUCGCCUUCCAUCUCCCAAGCCACUGACAGCUCUGCCCCCCCUGUCCGUGGCCCUUUGCCCACGCCGGUGAAACCUACUUUUCGGCUGAGAGACCAGAUAGCUCACACUCCUACAAUAGGAGUUCCUCAGCCCACUAGGUUCCUGGGCACUACCAGUACCAUUCCCAUUCAGCCUACAAUGACCCGACCUGCUAUUCCAGAGGCUACUGCCCUACCUACCCCACCAAGCACCACUAGAAGGCCGAAGACCCCCACCACAAAGAAAACAAAGAAGCCCAAAUCCUCAACUCCAGCACCCAGGGAACCUAAGACCACUACGGCAAAGCCCCCAAGACGCACCACUCCUCAGUCUGUUGUUCCUGAAUACAUCAACGAGAAACCCCAGCUACGCAACCCCAUUGAUGAGGUAAACGCCUGGGUCGGGACCUACUUUGAGGUAAAGAUUCCUCCUGAUACCUUCUUUGAUAAAGAGGACGGCACCACUGAUAAGUUGCGGCUGACUUUAAGGAAGAACCAUAAUGAGGUGGUCAACGAGACCUCUUGGAUCCAGUUCAACAGUACCAUUCAGCUCCUGUACGGUCUCCCAGAGAAAGGACACGUGGGCAAACAUGAGUACUUUAUGCUGGCCACUGACAAAGCAGGUAUGAGCACCAUAGAUGCCUUCGAGGUUCAUGUCAACCGUUGGUCUACCAGCGACAAACCCUCUGUGUUUUUUUCCGCUCGUUUCCACGGUGAACCCAAGACUCUCACCAACGACAUCAACAAGAAAAUCCUCCUUACCAAAAAGCUGGCUUAUGCACUCGGUGACCGGAACACCAGCACAGUGACCCUACGGAGCAUCACAAAGGGUUCCAUCGUGGUGGAGUGGACCAAUAACAGCCUCCAGCAAAGCCCCUGUCCCAAGGACCAGAUCACCGUCCUUAGCAGAAAGAUAUCAGACCCCCAAGGCAGGCCCACUUUGGCCUUCUCCAACGCCAUGGAGCCGGACUUUAAACCCAUCAACAUUUCUGUCCGCGGCGCCAACAAGUGCCACACUUACACAUUCGUGCCCCCAGGAGAGGUGAUCAUCCCUGUUCCCCCUGCAGCCACCCCUUCCCCUGGCACGGGUCGAAGCACCAGUGAUGAUGUCUACCUGCACACGGUCAUCCCGGCUGUGGUGGUAGCGGCUCUUCUACUGAUCGCCGGCGUCAUCGCCAUGGUUUGCUACCGUAAGAAGCGCAAAGGCAAGAUGACCAUUGAGGAGCAGGCCACCUUCAUCAAGAAAGGCGUGCCCAUCAUCUUUGCAGACGAGCUAGAUGACUCUAAGUCUCCCCCGUCCUCCAGUAUCCCGCUUAUCCUGCAGGAGGAGAAGCCGCCCUUGCCUCCACCGGAGUACCCCAACAUGGCUGGCCCUCAUAGCACCCUGCUUAACCAGGAUCUCCUCGAGGAGUAUUCCAUCUACCAUGACGAGGACCCCAAUGCACCUCCUUAUCAGCCCCCGCCCCCCUUCACAGUUCCCAUUGAGGGGAAAGGGUCCCGCCCCAAGAACAUGACGUCAUACAGGUCGCCACCUCCCUACGUGCCUCCUUAACGCUCACAGGAGCUUUAGCUUUGGGAGGGAGGAGGGCUGUUGUGACGGUUGUUUGUAUGAAAACAAUAUUACGGAGGGAUUUUUACACGCAUACUGUACAUAGAGACGGCUUUGCCAUGGACAAAGCAGGUGAACACCACGCCUGCAUAGGUGACCACUGCGGAUAAGUUACUGUAAAAGUCAACUACGGGCACAGGAAAACUGGACCGACAGUACGUAAAAUCCAGCGCUUGUUCUUUUGUUGUCCAUCAAAGUUCUGCUUUUGAAUCUUGUGUAAUAAUAUAUAUUUUUUUUAAAUCUGUUCUCUUGCCAAGAAGAAUAAUUUUUAUCUUCGAAGAUGUACUGUUUCUAUUGUAUAGAAAAUAAUGAAAAAGUGUGAGAGACUGCAGGCUGCAGAGGCCUUGGAGGAAAUGUCACCAUGACAACAGACUUGGGAGGCUCUUUAUACCAAUUACAGUAUAUCGCUUUUAUCUGUCUUUGGGCUAGAUCCACAAAGAUUUUGCACCUGUUAUUUUAAGAAGGGAUUCCAAGAUAAAAAGCCAAACUAAAGGCAUGAAUCCAUCGUUUAUUUACAACAAAUCCUACAUUUGUAUUAUUUGAAUCUCUGUUACCCUUUGUUACUUGUAGGGAUUUAAUACUUGUAAGGUUUACCCCCUCUUGAAAAUAACUGGUGUAAAAUUUGUGUGUGAUGUCUAGUAAAACUUGCCCAUUGUGUCUUGCAAAACUGACCAUUGUAACUGGUAGCCUAAAAUUGACCCUCUUUUUUUAUUUUUAUUUUCACAUCUUACUUAAAUAUGCUCUGCUAUACAGGUACUUUAUCAACAAGUAAUUACAGACUGGCGGUAAGUAAACACACUUGUUAUCUUAAUGUGAUGGGGAUUCCAAGACAAGAAUAAUAAUGACCUCCUAUUCAGUGUAUUUACAUGCCUCUGAUCUCACCCCUGAAAUAGAAAUCACUAUACUAUUCUGGGUUUGCCACGGUAUUGACAAAGCAAAAAAAUGACUGGUUUGCCUCUGUAAUGCUGACUCAAUAAGAUGCUAUGACAAAAGGGCAUAGAGAACUGACAGGAGUAAAGAAUUAGGCUACUGAAUUUAUUGACUGUUUGGUGGUGUUGUUCACAUGCGUUUUGGAGACCCCAAGGGGUGCACUUCAAAGCAAAAUCAAGGUGUUAGCAAGCUCACUUUGAUAAACAACCAAAAGUAGCUAUUGGUUGUUUAGUUUAAAAAAAGCUGAGCUUAGACCCAGUAGUUGUUUUUGGUUGUUUACCAGGUCCAUUUCAAGCUUGUUUAAGAAUGAUUCUUAAUAUUUCUUCAAGUUAGUUGGCUAGCUCGUUGACCCUGCGUUGUAGUGCACCCGGGAGUCUUUUGCUGAAGAGAUUUUCUCACAAGGUGUGACUGGCCUCAGUAAAUAAAGAUUUAACUGAAAUGUGAACACAGAAGUGGAACGUACAGUACUGUAAUAUCACUGCUCUUUGCCUCUAUGCUGCUGCACUGUAUUGUUAGUGUGCUACUUGCCUGCCUCUCCGUCAUUAUCAGUUGCGAUGAGGCAUGGGGAGAAGUGUAUGUACAUAAUGGUGUGCCUGUGAAAAUGAAGAUCUCCAAAACGUUAGUGUUUUAUCAGUAGUUAGUGGGGGAUGGCUGGGGUAGGGAAAUCCAUUUAUUUUUGAUUGUCUAGAUUUAUGAUCACGAUGUCAUCAAUUGAAACAACAACUUCAGUAGUUUGUGUGGGAAAGAGGGGUAAAAAUAACUGACUGACUUUCCCAUCACUGAAAAUAUUGCAUCCUGUAAAGAACAUGAUAGGGGAGGAGGAAGAAACACGUUUCAUAUCUGAUAUAACCAUAUAGAAAAAUGGUUGGAAAAAAAAUCUAAUGUUUUUACUGAAUUUUUGAUACAGUCUCAAAUUGUUUUAUGAAAAUAUAUUAAUAAAGAUGUACUACUAUU